This is a messenger RNA of Pan troglodytes (chimpanzee), 725 nucleotides long. It is a transcript of the gene COX6B1, whose product is annotated as cytochrome c oxidase subunit 6B1. The coding region runs from base 330 to 590 and encodes 86 amino acids. The transcript is spliced from 4 exons. Gene Ontology annotation, cellular component: respiratory chain complex IV; mitochondrion. The record is from RefSeq and is a predicted model, not a curated record. NCBI's taxonomy places the organism in Eukaryota, Metazoa, Chordata, Mammalia, Primates, Hominidae.
CUCUCUGAGUGAAGACACAGAGGUGAUGAGAUCGGGUAACCCACAGGCGCCCGAGCCCCAGCCGCGCAAGCUCACGAUUGGGCCAGAAGUGAGGAUGAACAAGCAUUUAGCCCAAUAGAAAGUCGUAGUUCUCUUGCUGGGCGUGGCUUGAAUGACUUCGGUGGCCUCCUCCUGGGAGGGAGCUGAAGCCGCUCGCAAGACUCCCGUAGUCCCCACCUCUCUCAGCUUCCGGCUGGUAGUAGUUCCGCUUCCUGUCCGACUGUGGUGUCUUUGCUGAGGGUCACAUUGAGCUGCAGGUUGAAUCCGGGGUGCCUUUAGGAUUCAGCACCAUGGCGGAAGACAUGGAGACCAAAAUCAAGAACUACAAGACUGCCCCUUUUGACAGCCGCUUCCCCAACCAGAACCAGACUAGAAACUGCUGGCAGAACUACCUGGACUUCCACCGCUGUCAGAAGGCAAUGACCGCUAAAGGAGGCGAUAUCUCUGUGUGCGAAUGGUACCAGCGUGUGUACCAGUCCCUCUGCCCCACAUCCUGGGUCACAGACUGGGAUGAGCAACGGGCUGAAGGCACGUUUCCCGGGAAGAUCUGAACUGGCUGCAUCUCCCUUUCCUCUGUCCUCCAUCCUUCUCCCAGGAUGGUGAAGGGGGACCUGGUACCCAGUGAUCCCCACCCCGGGAUCCUAAAUCAUGACUUACCUGCCAAUAAAAACUCAUUGGAAAAGUGA